Molecule: messenger RNA, 1824 nt
Organism: Brienomyrus brachyistius
Lineage: Eukaryota; Metazoa; Chordata; Actinopteri; Osteoglossiformes; Mormyridae
Gene: susd3
Product: sushi domain-containing protein 3
Exons: 5
Coding region: 348-1157 (269 amino acids)
Cellular component (GO): plasma membrane
Source: RefSeq, a predicted model, not a curated record
GUAGUGCGAUCAAACAGCCGCUCGGUCUGCACGCAACACUGCCAACAGAAGGGAAGUGCUGUGUAUCGCAGUGUGAGCGACGCUCGAAAGAAAAGCGGUAUCUGCAUGCUAAAGGUACCGCUGUGGGACAAUAUACAAAGGGCAGACUACAGACAGAGGAGGAUCAUCUGGAACAGCGUGCCCUGUCUGCAUCGCUAAUACAGUAAAGUACGAUCCGAAAGAGGCUUGCUGGAUCAUUAACCCUUUUAAAAGAACAUCCAGCACAGCCUCUUACACCUGGACCGCCGCGAUCGAGCACUGCUCGUCGGUUCCUCUUCAUGCAAAAAUAAGGUAGUCAGAGAUCCGAUAUGUCAGCCGUAACUUCUUCCAUGUUUGAUAUUCCGAGGACUAUUUUCGCGAUUGAAAAUCAGAACAACGCUGGAGGUAACCAGACAGGCCAGUGCAAGCCGAUGCCACCUCCUUCCCUGGGCACUUUAAAACUCGUCCACGGGAAUGGAACUAGCGUAGGCACCAUAAUAUCCUUCCAAUGUCCGUCCAAGCACCGGCUGAUCGGCGAGGGUACAGUGACCUGCGUGUGGCGAAGCAGCAGUUCGCAGUGGACGGGAGGAGCGCCCUGGUGUAAGCCCCUGACGCGCUUUGAGGACUUUGGAUUCAGGGUGGCUGUGAUCGCCUCCAUUGUGAGCUGUGUUGUCAUCCUGCUGAUGUCUAUGGCCUUUCUCACCUGCUGCCUGCUGAAGUGCAUCAAGAGACAGGAGAGGCAGAGGCGUGAGAGGGAGACACAUCUGUGGGUGGGGCAAGGGCACCUGGGUGAGACACAGGCCCCACACAAAGGCCGAAACAAGAAGAACAACAGAAGCAAGCAAAAGACCACAUCGAGUCUGACCUGCGACUGUGUGGAGUGUAACAAAAGAAUGUCCUAUGGGUGCCAUCAUCUACUUGCAAUGGAUAGCCUCGCCUUUACCCCUGCCCCAUUCCCCUGCAGUGCAUACAGCAAUCCUGUUGGGCCCCACCCCGAGUGUAUCGCUCCAACCAAGAGCUGCAGCCCUGCAGAACAGACGAUUAGUGUGAUCAGCAGACCGUACAUGGACGACCCCAAUGGGAACUGUCAACGUCUCCUCAAUCCUGAGAGGCAACCCUCGCAAUUAAUAUACGUGUGAGUCAACAAUGUGAAGAUGAGACAAUGAAUGGACAUUGACCAGCUACACAGGUCAAAGUUAAAAUCACCGAUCUCCUUGGACAAGCAUCAUUCUUGCCUUAAACUUUUACCAGAUGAAUGCUGCAGAUGGCCAGGAAUCGUCAUGACCAUUUGGUACUUUUAACAGAUAGGAUGUAGCAAUAAGAAAUAUUUCUUCAGCUUUUUUUCCAUUUCAUGUUUUUACUGGGAACUUAGAGAUUUGUUUUUUACUGGCAAAAACUAAAGUGUAGAGUAACCAGUCAGUGGAAUGGUCCAUAUGUAUUUCAUAGCUUAGGAACUUAUUUUUGACCAGGGCAAAAUAAAAUGGACAAAAAACAUCCUUGUAAAUCAGAAGUGAGAAAAAUUGCUCUUUGAAUGGAGUAUGUCUUCCCUCCCCAAAACCAAGGAAUAUUCACAGUGUUAUAGUUGUGAAUGCUGUCACAUGUGAGCUGAGAACAUUCUUCAUAAUCAGGUGAGUCUAUGGAACUGCUUGUUGACAGAAGAACAUUUUAAAAUUUCCUAUGGAAAACAUUGGAUGACUACUGACAAAAGCAGAAUAUUGGUGCCAGGCAGUUAAUUUGUAGGAUCACAGUUGUAAUACUUUAUACUGUUUGCAGAGUAAAAUGAUUGUAUUAAAGUAUUUUAAAAUA